GGGUUUUUGCAUUGUUUAUUCUCUUACUGUGUUGAGUUGCAUUGGGAAACCAAAAAAAAAAAACCAUUUAUGUGGAAGUCUUAAGAUGUUAGGGAUUUAAAAGGUGUUGUAGAGUGAAAUUGGAAUGUUAAAAAAGAGAUCUUGGAGGGUGGAAGAAAUGGUGUUUGGGAUAUAAAAUGGUUGUGUUUAUGUGAAAAUGAGUCGUGGGAGAGCUAGCCGAAACUCCGGGUAAAUUUGUGGUCAAAAGAAAUGUAGAAAAAUAGAUAUUUGGGAUGUAAACUUAUUGUCUGUGGAAAACAAAGUUGGGAUGUGAAACUGAGAUGAGAAUUGAUGAUAAACUUUACUGCUGAUGUUUAAGGAUUGAUGAUACACAUGAGGUGUUCUUGUUGAUUUGUGAUCUGUCUGUGAGAAGAAUUGUAUUAGCAUCUGUAAUUCCCUGCAUUUGGAAGAGGAUUCCCUAAUAGCUACUUGAAAGUCCAAUUCUUCUUUUCUUGUUAAUGAUUCUUGCAUGUUGCCACUUUGGGAAGAUAGUGAUUUGCGUUCUGUUUUCCAGAGAAUACGUCACCGUUGAAAUAUGAGCUGCUUCAGCUGUUGUGGGGAAGACGAUAUCCAUAAACAACCCGACGCUGGAGGCCAGUUUAUGGUUAAACAUUCUGCUGGAAAUGACGGUGGUUAUCAUACCACCGAGGCUGCAUCCAAGGCUGCACAUGCCGUGAAAGUCCAGCCCAUUGCUGUGCCUGCCAUUCCUGUGGAUGAACUGAGAGAAGUAACUGACAACUUUGGAACAAAUUCUUUAAUUGGUGAGGGUUCGUACGGAAGAGUCUAUUAUGGAACUCUUAAAAGUGGACAAGCUGCUGCUAUUAAAAAGCUAGACUCAAGCAAGCAACCUGAUGACGAAUUCUUGGCGCAGGUUUCUAUGGUGUCGAGGCUGAAGCAUGAGAAUUUUGUUGAAUUGCUUGGUUAUUGUGUUGAUGGAAAUCAACGUGUACUUGCCUAUGAAUUUGCAUCAAAUGGAUCUCUUCACGAUAUUCUUCAUGGAAGGAAAGGUGUUAAGGGAGCCCAACCUGGUCCUGUUCUUUCCUGGGCACAGCGGGUGAAGAUUGCAGUCGGAGCUGCAAAAGGGCUUGAGUAUCUGCACGAAAAGGCCAGUCCACACAUCAUUCAUCGUGAUAUCAAAUCCAGCAACGUACUGAUCUUCGAUGAUGAUGUUGCUAAAAUUGCUGACUUUGAUUUAUCAAAUCAAGCUCCCGAUAUGGCAGCUCGUCUUCACUCCACUCGUGUACUUGGAACUUUUGGAUAUCAUGCUCCAGAAUAUGCAAUGACGGGACAGCUAAACGCGAAAAGUGAUGUGUACAGCUUUGGCGUUGUCCUUCUGGAGCUCCUUACGGGACGUAAGCCUGUAGAUCACACACUGCCGCGUGGUCAACAGAGUCUCGUGACAUGGGCUACACCUAAACUUAGUGAAGACAAGGUUAGACAAUGUGUCGACGCAAAACUCGGGACAGAUUACCCUCCAAAGGCAGUUGCGAAGAUGGCAGCCGUAGCUGCCCUGUGUGUGCAAUAUGAAGCUGAUUUUCGGCCUAAUAUGAGCAUUGUAGUCAAAGCCCUGCAGCCACUACUAAACACGAGGCCUGGAAACGCUGGGGAAGCAGGUCAAACAUAA
Oldenlandia corymbosa var. corymbosa is the source of this 1663-nucleotide messenger RNA. NCBI's taxonomy places the organism in Eukaryota, Viridiplantae, Streptophyta, Magnoliopsida, Gentianales, Rubiaceae. The record is from the annotation of a GenBank genome assembly.